CCCCUCGUUCCUCACCCGCCCCAGAUCAUGAGCAAGGGGCGCAUCGUCCGCGCCGGGCGGCAGCGCCACGAGGCCGGGCAGAGCCUGGUCACCAUGAGCCUGCUGGUGACCCCCGAGCUCAUCCCCUCCUUCCGCAUCGUGGCCUAUUACCACGUCCUGCCCGGAGAGAUCGUGGCCGACUCCGUCUGGGUGGACGUCCAGGACACCUGCAUGGGCACCCUGGUGGUGAAGGCGGCGACGGAGGCCGACAAGCGGGUGCAUCAGCCGGGGACCCCCAUGAGGCUGCGCCUCGAGGGCGACCACCGGGCCCACGUGGGGCUGGUGGCUGUGGACAAGGGGGUCUUUGUGCUCAGCAAGAAGAACAAGCUCACCCAGGCCAGGGUUUGGGACACGGUGGAGCAGAGUGACAUCGGCUGCACCGCGGGCAGCGGGAGGGACAACGUCGGGGUCUUCGCCGAUGCCGGGCUCAGUUUGGUCACCAGCGUGAAGAUCUCGACGCCACCGCGGUCGGAGGUGCAGUGUCCCAAGGAGGCCUCGCGCAGGCGUCGCUCGCUGCCGCUCGUGCAGUACAAAGGCACCAAAGCGUCCGAGUACCAGGACAAGGCUCUGCGUCGGUGCUGCGAGGACGGGAUGCGGGAGAUCCCGAUGGAUCACACCUGCGAGCAGAGGAGCUCCUACAUCCAGGAGGGCGAGUCCUGCGUCCGCGCCUUCCUCGACUGCUGCAAGUACAUCCAGGGCAUCCGCCAGGAGAAGCGGCGCCAGAGCAAAGUCCAGCUGGCACGAAGGGUGGCCAUGAGACCACGGACGAGAGGGAUGCCCCCAUCCCCAGGCGAGGAGGACGAGGUGUUCCUGAGCGACGACGACAUCACCUCGCGGAGCCUCUUCCCCGAGAGUUGGCUGUGGCAGGUGGAGCAGCUGACGGAGGCCCCCAACGAGCUGGGGGUGUCGUCAAAGACUCUGCCCGUGUACCUGAAGGACUCCAUCACCACCUGGGAGGUGCUGGCCGUCAGCCUCUCGCCCAACAAGGGGCUGUGCGUGGCCGACCCCUACGAGAUCACGGUGAGGAAGGAUUUCUUCAUCGACCUGCGCCUGCCCUACUCGGUGGUGAGGAACGAGCAGGUGGAGAUCCGAGCCAUCCUCUACAACUACUGGCUCCAGGAGAUCACCGUGCGGGUGGAGCUGGUUCACAACCCCGCCCUGUGCGGCCCCUCCACGGCCAAGCAGCGCUUCCAGCAGAUCCUGCGGAUCAAGGCCGAGUCCUCCCGCACCGUGUCCUUCGUGCUCGUGCCCCUCCAGCUGGGGCAGCACGAUGUCGAGGUCAAGGCGGCCGUCAGGGACCUGUUUGUGGGCGACGGCGUCAAGAAGAAGCUGCGGGUGGUGCCCGAGGGGAUGAGGCUGGAGAAGACGGUGAAGAUCAUCGAGUUGGACCCGCAGAACAAGGGAGUCAGUGAGUGACUGGGGGGGCCCCGACCCCACAGGGGGGUCCCA
Neopelma chrysocephalum (saffron-crested tyrant-manakin) is the source of this 1488-nucleotide messenger RNA. Its product is annotated as complement C3-like. The transcript has 10 exons. Gene Ontology annotation, molecular function: endopeptidase inhibitor activity. Bases 28 to 1455 code for a protein of 475 amino acids. Gene Ontology annotation, cellular component: extracellular region. NCBI's taxonomy places the organism in Eukaryota, Metazoa, Chordata, Aves, Passeriformes, Pipridae. Gene Ontology annotation, biological process: inflammatory response; complement activation. The record is from RefSeq and is a predicted model, not a curated record.